Molecule: messenger RNA, 403 nt
Organism: Hibiscus syriacus
Lineage: Eukaryota; Viridiplantae; Streptophyta; Magnoliopsida; Malvales; Malvaceae
Exons: 2
Coding region: 23-250 (75 amino acids)
Source: RefSeq, a predicted model, not a curated record
AAACAAACCAGAUAAACUCUAAAUGGCUAGAGUUCCUUACAAGCAUCUUGUUCUUGCUGCUUUUUUCUUCUUCUUCAUCUCCUCAACUGCUGGAGCACGAAAUCUACCGGCGGCCAAAGAAACUGAAAAACCCCAUGAUCAUCAAAAGCUUACAUUAACAAAAGAUGAAGUAGAAACUACUAUUAGCGUUGACGAACUAGUCUCUAUGGACUAUACUCCAGCAACGAGAAAGCCACCGAUCCAUAAUUAAUUGGCAGAUUUUGUAAAAACAAGUACUAUUUGGUUUAGUUUAGUUUUAGUUCAGCUCUUUAUUUCUUUCUUUCCCCCUUGAUCCUGCUUCUGUUUUUGAGUGCAUGUAUAUAUAGUAGAAGGGAUAAUGCAAUAAAAGAAAUCAUUUACGCAU